This is a messenger RNA of Pyrenophora tritici-repentis Pt-1C-BFP, 552 nucleotides long. The record is from RefSeq and is a predicted model, not a curated record. Lineage: Eukaryota; Fungi; Ascomycota; Dothideomycetes; Pleosporales; Pleosporaceae.
AUGUCAUCACUGCGAACGUUUGUGUUGAUGCGCCCUCCAAGACUCAAAGCCGAACAUAUAGAUACCGUUUUUAAGUCAUACAAGGGGACGAGCCUGGACGUUGUUCUGGUCGACGUCAACUCAGAUCACAAGACACCUCCUGGAACCCGGAAUUGGAAGGAUGAUGAUACUGUGCGAAUCUGGGAAGCUGAUGUGCCUGUCAGCUUCUAUGGCGACGACGAUGAUGUCGUGUUAUGCGACAACUGGAUCUGGACACAUGGUGUGAAGGGUACGCUGUGGACCCAGGAAAAGCGGCGCAUGGCAUCUUGGGAGGAGAUAGAGCGGAGACUUGCGGGUCAUAUCAUCCCACCACUCAUCGUUCCCGUCUCCGCCCUCCUGUCCAUCCUUGCUGCUCAGAUGCGCAGCUCCCACGUUGGCGACGACAAUGUCCAAAGUCCCAAAUGCGGCUUUGGCGGCGGAGAAGAGGCGUACUACGGACGAGGAGCGUGUUGUGUCGCAAGCUAUGGUGAGAAUUUUACAGAUGGGGUUGAUAAGUUUGAGGGCGGCAGCUAG